AUGACUGCCGCCUGGAAAGCCGCUGGCCUCACCUACAACCGUUACCUGGCCAUUGCCGCCCGCACGGUGCGCCGGUCCCUUAAGGAUGAGGCUCGUCUCGCCUCUGAGCGUCGCGGUCUGAUGGACCUGCGUUUCGCCAAGUGGGAGAACGGCAAGCAGGGUACCGUUCGCUCGCUCGCCGAGGCCAACAACGAGGCCAUUGCCAAAGCCGCUGAGAAAUAA
Penicillium odoratum is the source of this 222-nucleotide messenger RNA. Its product is annotated as ATP synthase subunit epsilon family protein. The record is from RefSeq and is a predicted model, not a curated record. Gene Ontology annotation, molecular function: proton-transporting ATP synthase activity, rotational mechanism. Bases 1 to 222 code for a protein of 73 amino acids. The transcript has 3 exons. Gene Ontology annotation, cellular component: mitochondrial inner membrane. NCBI's taxonomy places the organism in Eukaryota, Fungi, Ascomycota, Eurotiomycetes, Eurotiales, Aspergillaceae. Gene Ontology annotation, biological process: proton motive force-driven mitochondrial ATP synthesis.